AUGGCUUCAGUUGCCGCAUGGUUGCCAUUUGCCAGAGCGGCUGCUAUUGGAUGGGUGCCAAUUUCGAGGCAGCCGAUGCCACAGGCUCCCGUUGCUAUACAGGUGAGAGAUAAAAGUGGUAAAAUAUUUAAUAUCCAAAACUAUCGAGUAUUUUGUUUUAGAAUUAUAGUUUUGAAACAAAAUCUGAAACAAUUUCCAUCCCCAAUUUUCCUUUCAAUAAUCUAGUUCCAAUUCAAAAAAAUGUUCCUUCAGAAUUGGAAAUGCGCUAAAAAUACGUUCUAGAAAACAUUGAAAUAAUUAUUUCUCCGCGGUAAUUUGAAUGUUCUCCUGAAAGUAUUUCAAAAAAUCUCGGAAUUCCAAAACAUUUCUUUAAAAACAUAUCAAAAAUCAAAAUGAUUCUCGUCAGUUCCAAGAAAAACACGCAAUUAUCCGAUCUAUCAAAAUCAAGAACUUGACACACUUCCGUUUGCCGGAAAACCAAAUCGGAAAUCAUAAAAACAAGAUAUGACGUUCCACUUCAAUUCUUGAUUUUUUUUGAAACGCGAGGGGGAGGUUUAUUAAUAUUGGUAUUAUGAUAGGCUUUCAGAGAGGGUCAUUUAGGACGAUUCGAACUUAUCCAAAAUAUCUCUCUUUUUUCCAGGCCAAAGAUCUUGCCGUCGAUCAUGUUUCCGAUGAAAAACUUGCCAUAAAUAUAUCAGGGCGACGAUUUGAAACAUGGAAAAAUACACUAGAAAAGUUUCCCGAAACACUUCUUGGCUCCAAUGAAAAAGAGUUUUUCUAUGAUGAGGAUACGGGCGAAUAUUUCUUCGAUCGAGAUCCCGAUAUUUUUCGACAUAUUUUGACUUUUUAUCGGACUGGUAAACUUCAUGUAAGUUUUAUUGUAAAUUUGACAUCUGAUUUUCUGAAAAAUAAUCUAACCUAAAAAUUUUGUAGUAUCCACGUCAUGAAUGUUUGGUGGCAUACGACGAAGAACUCUCAUUUUUUGGCAUAAUGCCAGAUCUCAUUUCCGAUUGUUGCUACGAAGAUUACAAGGAUAAAAAACGAGAAAAUCAAGAGCGACUACUAGAAGAACGUGUUGAAACAGCAGAAACAAACACAGUCGAACUAUCUCUGCAACAAAAAAUGUGGGCCGCAUUCGAAAAUCCGCAUACCUCCUCAAUUGCCUUAGUUUUUUAUUAUGUGACAGGAUUUUUCAUCGCUGUUUCAGUUAUUUGUAAUAUAAUUGAAACAAUUCCAUGUGGCAAUAAUCUAACAUGCGGUGAAAGUUAUGAAGAUCAAUUUUUCGUUGUGGAUACGGCUUGUGUUAUUAUUUUUACAUUAGAAUAUUUUCUACGAUUAUUUGCGGCUCCAGAUCGAUGCAAAUUUAUGAGAUCAAUUAUGAGUGUGAUUGAUGUGAUUGCAAUUAUGCCAUAUUAUAUUUCGCUAGCAUUGCCGGAGAAAAAUGAUGUUUCUGGAUUGUUUGUCACUUUGAGAGUUUUUGUAAGUUAGAACUAUAUAUUCAAAAACGUAUUGAAUUUGAAUUUUUAAAAAUUUUGUGAAACUUUCUAUGACGUGGAAAGCUUUUCAACUUUUUUUUGAAAUUUUUUUAUUCAAAAAAAUGUUUCGGAAUCUUGAAAAAUUGCUCAACCACCAAAUUUUGCCACGACUGAGAUUUUGAAAAUGUUCAAUUUGAAUUUUACAGCGGGUAUUUCGAAUAUUCAAAUUCUCGCGUCACUCGCAAGGUCUACGAAUUCUCGGCUACACUCUCAAAUCAUGUGCAUCGGAAUUGGGUUUUCUCGUUUUCUCGCUGGCAAUGGCAAUCAUCAUUUUUGCCACAAUUAUGUAUUAUGCUGAAAAGAAGACAGAAAAAACAAAAUUCACUUCAAUUCCCUCAGCAUUUUGGUAUACAAUUGUGACAUUGACAACUUUAGGAUACGGAGAUAUGGUUCCAAAUACAAUAAUGGGUAAAAUUGUUGGAGGAAUUUGUUCGUUGUCUGGAGUGUUGGUGAUUGCUUUACCAGUUCCAGUUAUUGUUAGCAAUUUUUCACGAAUUUAUCAUCAAAAUCAGCGAGCAGAUAAAAGAAGAGCACAAAAGAAAGCAAGACUUGCCAGAAUUCGAAUAGUUAAAAACGCAUCAGGUCAAGCACUUUUCAAUAAGAAAAAAGCGCAUGAGGCUAGAAUGCAAGCUUUCGAACAAGGACAGUUGAGUUUUGAUGCGUUGAGGGAUGAAGAUAUUUUUGAAAUUCAACAUCAUCAUUUAUUACAAUGUUUGGAGAAGGCCACGGUGAGUUUUUGGGGUGAAUUCUUAAUUCCAAAAAUGUUGGGGGUUUUGAACAGUUUCCGUUCAACUGAAAAACAUCUUGAAGGAUUCAAAUUUUGAAAAAAAAAAUCAAAAUUAUUUGGUUGAAUCUACAGUAGUCCACGUGGCAAUAAUGAAGUAUUUAGUACUAACAAAUAUUUUUCUGAAGACUUCUUUUAAAACACCAUUCAGAAUUCAUUUGUUCAAAAAUAUUUCGAUUUUUUAGGAACGAGAAUUUGUGGAAUCAGAUGUUGUAUUCGAAGGUGGUCGAAAUACACCACCACCAAGUGAAACUUGUUCGCUGCGCGGAAAAGCAAAACGCAAACGAAAACUUUGUUGCGUUUCAAAAACAAAUGAGGAAGAAACCGAAGAAUUGGAUAGAGGAAAUCGAGUAACUUUUAAUAAAAAUCUGAAUCAGGUGAGAUUUUUUGAUGAGAAACAUCAAUUUUUCAUCGAUUUGAAUCAAAAUCAAAAACUCAUUUUCAGAUCCACGAACCACCUAAAGAAAACGAUCAUCGAAACGAGAAUGACAAAAUUGUGGUGUCCCAAUUAUAG
This is a messenger RNA of Caenorhabditis angaria, 2833 nucleotides long. NCBI's taxonomy places the organism in Eukaryota, Metazoa, Nematoda, Chromadorea, Rhabditida, Rhabditidae. The record is from the annotation of a GenBank genome assembly.